ACACCCCGCAUCAUUCUCUCUUCCUCAAAACCAACACUAAGUGAGUUCCCAAUUUUUGCAAACCUUUCCUAUUUAUACUCUUCUUCCCCCUUUUGCUCCAUUCAACUUUGCAAAGCCUCAAUUGUUAAAAUUUAUUCAAGAACAAAUUAGGUACUAAUUAGGGAAAAACAAAAACAACAUUUUUGAGUAGCCAAAAUGUCGUGGCAAGCCUAUGUAGAUGAUCACUUGAUGUGCGACCUUGAUGGCCAUCGCCUUGCCUCGGCGGCUAUUCUUGGUUUUGAUGGCAGCGUUUGGGCUCAAAGCCCCGCCUUCCCUAAGUUUAAACCAGAGGAAAUUAUUAAUAUCAUGAAAGAUUUUGAUGAACCUGGAUUUCUUGCUCCCACUGGGCUAUUCCUUAGCGGCGCAAAGUACAUGGUCAUCCAAGGAGAACCUGGCGCUGUCAUUCGUGGCAAAAAGGGGUCUGGUGGAAUAACAAUCAAGAAAACAGGUCAAUCGCUGAUUUUUGGUAUCUACGAAGAACCAGUGACUCCAGGACAGUGUAACAUGGUUGUUGAGAAAAUUGGAGACUACCUCAUUGACCAGGGUUAUUGAAAUUUCAUAAAUCCCAUAAUUAAUCUUUUUUGUAUUUUUGGUGA
Molecule: messenger RNA, 635 nt
Organism: Solanum verrucosum
Lineage: Eukaryota; Viridiplantae; Streptophyta; Magnoliopsida; Solanales; Solanaceae
Product: profilin-1-like
Exons: 3
Coding region: 196-591 (131 amino acids)
Cellular component (GO): cell cortex
Molecular function (GO): actin monomer binding
Source: RefSeq, a predicted model, not a curated record